AUGUCGACAGAAAGCACGAACGUUCGUGGCGAGAAGCUCAACUUCUUUAAAGACGGUCUAGGCUUCUUCAAGGAUGGCUACUGCAGGACUGGACCUGAAGACAAGAGACAUCUCUCCGUUGCGGCCAUCAUGACCCACGCCUUCCACCAGUCAGAAUACGGAGACGACGACUACAAGGGUAUCUCCGCUGGCCAAAAGACGUGCCUGUCUGCCUAUGACUUCAAGAACUGUAUCAAGGAGAUGGGACCUGAUCUUGGUCCAAAAGUCUAUCUCUCAGCAACAGACAAGAAAGCGCUCGAUGUGGUGAGCAUGUCGGACUUAAAACGAUACGCCACCAAAGAGAAAUAG
Recurvomyces mirabilis is the source of this 348-nucleotide messenger RNA. RefSeq lists its product as uncharacterized. The record is from RefSeq and is a predicted model, not a curated record. Lineage: Eukaryota; Fungi; Ascomycota; Dothideomycetes; Mycosphaerellales; Teratosphaeriaceae. The coding region runs from base 1 to 348 and encodes 115 amino acids. The transcript is spliced from 3 exons.